AUGGACAUAUUUAAAGCGACCUUUUCAAGAAUCGCAACCUUGUUUGAAAUACUCAGGUAUGAGAGAUACUCUCAGAAGACAGGCUGGAAAUUUGAUAUUGUAGACGUAACAGAGUCUGAUCUGAGAGGAUACAAAGAAGCUAGUGCAGAAUUCUCAGGAGCUGGUGUCUAUGGGAAACUUAAAUUUGAGAGCGGAAUUCAUAGAAUUAAGCGUGUUCUUGUGACAGAGAAGUCUGGACGAGGUCAUACCAGUGCUGUCUCUGUUCCUAUCCUUCCUCAGGCUGAUGAGGUAGAUUUCCAGUUGAGGAAUGAAGAUUUGGGGAUUGAUACUUAUAGAUCUGGUGGUUCAGGUGGUCAGCAUGCAAAUACCACCAAUACUGCUGUCCAAAUAAAUCAUAUUCCAAUAGGGAUGACUGAAUCCAUCCAAGAUGAAGGAUCUCAACAUAUGGCUGAUGGUUGUUCGUGAAGUAUCUGUAUCCGACUUUCACUCCAACAGUAGUCUUGUUUAUUGCUGGAACGGUUGCGUAUGGAGUACUUAAGUACCCGCAAAAUGAGAAACUCAAGGACCGAAAUUGAAUCAUGGAUGAAGGCUGAUGGUUUCAGUCGUAAAAUAAGGGAGGACUUGUACGAUAUCCACUGAAUUCUGUACUGUGGUGAAAUUUUUUGCAGUGGCUUCUUCAAUUUCACUAGGACCAAGUCUUUGAAUGCGCUGAAAUUCUAUGGAUGUACGGAUGAUUUCGGUAGUCUAUCAUCACUAUUUUCACAUGUCGGACAUUUGUCUCCUGUUAUCUUUUUGUUUAAGCAUACAAAGAUGAAGAAGAAAGCAGCUGUGCAAUCAGAGGGAGGAAUUAGAAUG
Molecule: messenger RNA, 855 nt
Organism: Mangifera indica (mango)
Lineage: Eukaryota; Viridiplantae; Streptophyta; Magnoliopsida; Sapindales; Anacardiaceae
Product: peptide chain release factor 1, mitochondrial-like
Exons: 6
Coding region: 1-465 (154 amino acids)
Biological process (GO): translational termination
Molecular function (GO): translation release factor activity
Source: RefSeq, a predicted model, not a curated record